UUUUUUUUUUUCAAGAAGACAAGACAUGAGAUAUUUUAUUUGUGUUUCUUUCAUUAAACCCUACUGUUCUGUUCUAGCAAAAGCGGUUACCCCAACAUGGACGAGGAGGAACGUGACGAAGGAAGUUCUGUCCCGGGGGUUGUUGCCGCCGGCCAAACCCCAGACCAACUCGUCUCCAGGGCCAUAGCCCCCGUCAAGAAGGAAUUCCUCCGGCCCCCUCCGGUUCGGUCUGCCGCUCCAGACGACGACGUUUCCAUUCCCAACGAAAAUAAGACCUCUGUUCUGGCCAAGGAGAAGAAGUCUAAGCGCCAACUCAAACGCGAACGUCGUCAGGGACAAAAGUCGGCACGAAACCUAUGUCCAGAAAUUGCGAGGACGGGGGAUGUUAGUUCGUGUCCGUAUAAAGACAAAUGUCGUUUCAGCCAUGAUUUGGAAGGCUUCAAGGCGCAGAAACCGUCUGAUCUAGAAGGACAAUGCCCGUUCGUUAAAUCUGGAGUUUCUUGCCCUUAUGGCUUAGCGUGUAGAUUUUCGAGUACGCAUGAAGGUGGUGUGCCUUCUGGCGUUCGAAAUGGUCCGAAGAAUAGUUCCGAGGUGAAUGGAUUGAGCAAGGAGGUUCAAAAGCUUUUGUGGAAAAAUAAGAUGACCUUCUCGAAGGCAGAUGCCAAACUCAAAAGUGUCGGCCUCUUGGGAUCGUCUAAGUCAAUAAGGAAUGACUUGGAAAAUAAAGAGGGAGUUGGCACUGGUUCAAAUAAGUGUGAUCAUUCUGAUGACAGCGGCUCUUGUGUUGUAACGUCCGACUCAGGUUCUAAGUUGGACUGCCCUGCUGAAGUUAUGAAAGAUGAUGACAAUGACAUAUAUGGAAAAUCUGAAUCUGAUGAACUUUGUCCCCUGAAGCGAAGAAAAACUGAAGAAAACUGUGGUCCUGAUGAGGCACAAAAUGAAGAGAAUCGUGGUCCUAAGGAAUCAAAAAAUGAAGGUGUUACUGAGAAAAUUGUUGAAAGGAGAUGCACGGAAUCUGAAGCUGAUGCUAUAGUCCCGGAAACUGAUCUAAGCCUGAAGCAUCACUCGCGUGAAAAGAAGCUUAUUGAUUUCAGGGGGAAGUUGUAUCUUGCACCCUUAACUACUGUUGGCAAUCUCCCUUUCCGGAGAGUUUGCAAAGAAUUAGGUGCUGAUGUGACCUGUGGUGAAAUGGCAAUGUGCACGAAUCUUUUGCAGGGUCAAGCGUCAGAAUGGGCAUUGCUAAGACGACAUUCAUCUGAAGAUUUUUUUGGUGUACAAAUCUGUGGGGCAUAUCCAGAUACUGUGGCACGAACAGUUGAACUAAUAGAGCAAGAAUGCACUGUAGAUUUUAUUGACAUAAAUAUGGGUUGCCCUAUUGACAUAGUUGUGAAUAAGGGUGCUGGAUCAGCUCUUUUAACAAAACCAACGCGGAUGAAAAGUAUCGUAGAAGUAGCUUCGGGUACAGUGGAUAAGCCAAUAACUAUCAAGGUACGGACUGCUUAUUUUGAAGGGAAGAACCGCAUUGAUUCUCUGAUAGAAGACAUUGGUUCUUGGGGAGCCAGCGCGGUGACAAUACAUGGUAGGUCACGUCAACAACGCUAUAGCAAGCUUGCUGACUGGGACUAUGUAUACCAGUGUGCCAGGAAAGCCCCUACUACAUUGCCAGUAGUGGGGAAUGGAGACGUGUUUUCAUUUGUAGACUGGAACAACCACAGAACUGAAUGCCCGGAACUUGCUACGGACAUGAUUGCUCGUGGUGCACUUGUUAAACCUUGGAUAUUUACGGAGAUCAAGGAACAAAGACAUUGGGACAUCAGUUCUGGGGAGCGACUAAAUAUUCUCAAGGAUUUUGUGAAUUUUGGUCUGGAACACUGGGGUUCUGACACAAAAGGGGUUGAGACAACAAGGCGGUUCUUGUUGGAAUGGCUUAGCUACACUUGCAGGUAUAUACCCGUUGGUCUUUUGGAUGUAGUUCCACAACGGUUAAACUGGCGUCCACCUUCUUACUAUGGGCGUGAUGAGCUUGAGACACUAAUGGCCUCAGACUCUGCUGCUGAUUGGAUACGAAUAUCAGAGAUGUUACUCGGCAAGGUUCCUGAUGACUUUAGAUUUGCACCAAAGCAUAAAUCAAACGCAUAUGAUAGAGCUGAAAAUGGUUAAUUCUAGUGAUUCUUAUUUUGAUGAGAACCAUUUUCUUCUCAACUGCUGACUCAUGAGGAGACAUCUGGUGUGUAUUUGAUUAUUUGAUGUCUUUCCCUAUUUCUUACUGCCCCGUGUUGGCUGGAAAAAGCUGAAGAGACAUUAGGCAGCAUUCUUAUCUAUUUGUUUCAUUGGGGGAAUUGUUCAUCAUUGACUUUGACUUUGAUUUUGAUUUUGAUUUCGAUUUCUCAACCCAUAUUCUAUAGUUUCAGUCCUCUCUACAAAGAAGAGACUGAACAUUUAAUAAAAUUUGACGUUUGUAGUGCAA
This is a messenger RNA of Vigna radiata var. radiata (mung bean), 2467 nucleotides long. RefSeq names its product tRNA-dihydrouridine(47) synthase [NAD(P)(+)]-like. Gene Ontology annotation, molecular function: tRNA dihydrouridine synthase activity; metal ion binding; RNA binding. The transcript is spliced from 10 exons. The coding region runs from base 97 to 2160 and encodes 687 amino acids. The record is from RefSeq and is a predicted model, not a curated record. Gene Ontology annotation, biological process: tRNA processing. NCBI's taxonomy places the organism in Eukaryota, Viridiplantae, Streptophyta, Magnoliopsida, Fabales, Fabaceae.